CUCCUUGAGCCUUUGCUGGUACUGAAGCGUACUGAAGCUUGAAGGCCUCUGACGGGUUCGAAAGGCAUGGGCGCCAAUCUUUACGACAAGCGCCCGCCGGCGAGAAGCCUGACUGGAAAUAUUGCAAAUAUUUGUCCCUUUCUACUGCUCUUUCUCUCCCUCCAUCUGCACAUAUAAGGCCCCCCUUUAUCUUUCAACCUCGGGCGACGAAUCGUGCAGUGGGCGUGCAUCCAGCCACUGCACUGAACGGUCUCUGGCUUCUAGCCAAGCGUGCGAGAGAACGGAAGGCAUGUCGCAACCGGAUCGCGCGCCCACGCUCGCAGGGCGGGCGCUUCGUCGCGCAUCGAAUCUGCUCGCGCCCAACGGCCAGCCCGUGAUGCGCGAGCUCGUCGACACCCAGUCCCCGGCACCGCGCAAGGUGGGCAGAGGACGCAUCACGGACUCCAUCCGCCGCAAGUACAAGGAGGUUCGCGACCACAAGUACAUGCGGCGCGUGCGCUCCAGCUCGAGCGCGGUGACCCCCGUGGAACCCCCGCAGCCCCCCAAGCGCUCAGCGUCAGCCGACGUGGCGCUCAUCGGCACACCGCAGCACAGCGAUCCCCCCGCCCCCGCGCCCACGUCUGAUGUCGUCGUGCCGCAGAUGCUCAAGGACGGGACGCCGAUGGACAAGGUCACGAACAAGAAGCGCAAGCGCGUCAUCUUCCGCGUCGACGCAGACAUUGGGCAUAUCGUCUGGGAGGGGAGGAUACACCGAUUCAUCCCGAUCGAGAAUAUCAAGGAGAUUCGUACGGGCGCGGAUGCGCGCCUGCACAGGCAGCACUUCCAGCUCUCAGAAGAGUACGAGAACCGGUGGCUCACGAUCAUCUACGUGCUUGCUGGCAACUACAAGACCCUGCAUCUCAUUGCUCCCACGCACGACGCGUUCACAAUGUGGGACCGCACUCUCCGCCAGCUUCACACCAUCCGCGCCGCGCUCAUGACCGGUCUCGAUCACGGCGAGAUGCGUCAGGCCGUUUGGGAACGUCAGUACUGGACGCGUGCCGACGAGCAGCGUGAUCACGUGCUCGUCUUCGAGGAAGUGCAGAAGCUCUGCCGCCAGCUGAAUAUCAACUCGGCGUCGGAGGAUCUUCAGCGUCUAUUCAAGCAAGCAGAUCGCCAGGGGCGCAACUACCUUGACUUCGACGACUUCCGAUUCUUUGUCAAGCUGCUCAAAGCGCGUCCGGAAGUCGAGCGGCUUUACAAGAAAUUAGCCGCCGGUGGCGCGUUCGACUUCGAGACAUUCGCCAAAUUCAUGCGCGAAGAGCAGGAGUCGACGCUCACCGAGGUGGAGCUACGCGCCAUUUACGACAAGCAUACCGCUCAGACGUCUCCGACCACCCCGCCCUCUGACUCUCCCGGUUCCCCACCAUGCCUUACUCUGGACGCGUUCACCAACUUCCUGAUGUCUUCCGAUAAUGCGGCGCUGGACGAUGGUUCAACUCAUGACAUGACCCGGCCUUUGUCUGAAUACUAUAUUUCCUCAUCACAUAAUACUUACCUCGUUGGCCACCAGCUCGUCGGCGUCAGCACGGUCGAGGGCUACAUUCGCGCGCUCCUUAGUGGUUGCCGCAGCGUCGAGGUCGACAUCUACGACGGCCCGACACCGAGCUCGGAGCCUCUGAUUUUCCAUGGGAAGACGCUCGUGAGCAAGGUGCCGCUGCGCUCAGUGUGCGCGGCGAUCGCGAAGUACGGCUUCGUGGCGAGCCCGUACCCGCUCAUCAUCUCGGCGGAGAUGCACUGCAGCGUGCUCGGACAGGUGCAGGUCGCGCGCGUCAUGAUCGAGGAGUUCGGGGACACGCUGGUGCGCGUACCGCUCGAGGACGUGCCCGAGGAUGGUUGGAAGGUAGACCACUUGCCGAGUCCGGAGGAGCUGCGUGGGAAGAUCUUGCUCAAGUCGAAGAACGUGUAUGUGGGCCAGUCUCGCAACCCGGACGCGCCGCCGGACCUCGAGCUGACAUCGACGACCACCUCGGAGUCGGACUUCCUCGAGGCGGCUGGGAUAUCGGAGUAUGCCAGCACGGUGAAAGACUUCUCAAAGGGUAUACUCCAGCGUGUACGCACACGUAGGUCGAACUCGAGUGCCGCACGCACCUCGGCUGCCUCCGCUCCCGCAGCGCUCAACGGCGCCAUCUCUUCGUCCCCACCCUCCAUGCACUGGCGCAACUCCAGCAUGUCGCGCCGACAGUCUGAGAACAGCACCACCACCACUCCCGCAAAGCCCAAGAUGGCGCGCGAGCUGCUUGCGCUGCUGGUGUACACGAUGGGCGUCAAGUGUCGCGGGCUGAACAAGAAGGAGACGUACGAGCCGUCGCACAUGUUCUCGCUCUCUGAAAACCGGGCGAACAAGAUGCUUCUGAAGACGCCGACGGGGAUGCUGGACUUGGCAAAGCAUUGCCGCGAUCAUUUGGUACGGGUGUACCCGCGAGGGACGCGUGUCAGCUCGAGCAACUUCCCGGCGGAGGCGGUCGUGCGGUACUGGUGUGCAGGCGCGCAGGUCGUGGCUAUCAACUGGCAGACCUUUGACUUAACGUACAUGCUCAACCACGCCAUGUUCCAGCGGAAUGGACGGCGAGGAUAUGUCUUGAAGCCCUCACCGCUUCGCGCACCUACCAGGGAUCUGUUUGCCAACACCGCCGGACGCAUAUUCGAUGUCGAGAUCAUCUCUGCGCAACAGCUGCCUCGAGCGAAGGACGCGACCGGGCGCGAGAUCCUCGGCAUCGUCGACCCUUACGUCGAGGUCAGCAUCCACGUCCCCGAGUGGCACCUCCUGCAGCGCGCGCCUGGCAGCGGCAGCGGACGCGACUCUCCCUUCGAGAGCGGCGAGCCCGCGGCCAAGCGUGUCUUCGUGCGCACGGGGACAGUCCGCGCGAACGGUUUCAACCCGGUGUGGGAGCAGCGGCUCCUGAUCCCCUUCUCUGUCGCGGGCGGAGAGGAUAUGUACGAUCUGAUCUUCGUGCGCUUCGAGGUGAAGCAGGAGGCUGGGACUGCCGACGAGGACGAUAUGCCGCUCGCUGUGUAUUGCUCUAGUUUGGGGGCACUUGCGCGGGGUUACCGCCACUUGCCCCUCCACGACGCCCAUCUCUCGCAAUAUCUAUUCUCUACCCUCUUCGUGCGCAUCGGCGUCCGCGAUGCGUAAAUCAUCUUCCCCUCAUCCCUCUGCUCCCCUGGUGGACAACUCUGGAAUCCCCACAAUGAAACGAACGCCUGCGGUUAUUGUACAGAAGUAUUUAUGGUAUAUAUUCACGAUCGUUCGCAGCACCUACGUACUCACCCUCGACAGCAUCUGCAUUCAGUACCAGUCGUUUAAUUCCCCUGUUGAUGUCAAUGAUCCUACCGUAUGCCCUGCCCUGCUUUAGCUUAGGUACGCGCCUCGUAUUUCCGGUCUUUGACGACGAAUGUAAAUGCGUUCUUCGCAUCCUUUGAGUGGCA
Messenger RNA from Schizophyllum commune H4-8, 3468 nucleotides. RefSeq names its product PLC-like phosphodiesterase. The transcript is spliced from 5 exons. Gene Ontology annotation, biological process: phosphatidylinositol-mediated signaling; lipid metabolic process. The record is from RefSeq and is a predicted model, not a curated record. NCBI's taxonomy places the organism in Eukaryota, Fungi, Basidiomycota, Agaricomycetes, Agaricales, Schizophyllaceae. Gene Ontology annotation, molecular function: phosphatidylinositol-4,5-bisphosphate phospholipase C activity; calcium ion binding. Bases 290 to 3175 code for a protein of 961 amino acids.